CAGGCUUAUUAAAACCGUAAAAAGACCCAUUAAAAUCCAAACCCACUUUUUAUCAAACCCACCAGCAAAUGCACACAGAAAGAGCGAGCAGCGCAGCCAAGCUAAAGCCACCGACCUGCCGCUGAUCUCUCCGGCAGCCCAAACCCAAAAUCUUAGUCAGUCAUUGCCAUGGGGAAGAAGAAGACAGAAGAAUCUGGUGCAGCAGUAAAAGCUAAGACCAACAGUUCUAAAGAUGUGAAGAAAGAGAAAAUUUCUGUGUCUGCCAUGUUAGCGAGCAUGGACCAAAAACCCGAAAAGCCCAAGAAAGGAACUUCCUCAACUGCUAAGGCAAAAUCAGCUCCAAAAAUUUCAUCAUACACUGAAGGUAUUGAUCUUCCUCCCUCUGAUGAUGAAGAAGAGUAUGUCUCAGGAGAUGAACAAUCGAAUCAGCACAAAAGAGCUGACUUCAAGCCACUAGAUGUAUCCAUAACUGGCAAAGAGUUAAAAAAGCGUGAGAAGAAGGUUAUUGAAGCUGCCCGUGCCAUCGAGCAGGCAAAGGAGGAGGCUCUUAAGGAUGACCAUGAUGCUUUCACUGUUGUAAUUGGAAGUCGGGCAUCAGUUCUUGAUGGGGAAGGUGAAGCUGAUGCUAAUGUAAAAGACAUAACAAUUGAAAAUUUCUCUGUGGCAGCACGAGGUAAAGAACUUCUAAAAAAUACGUCAGUUAAAAUAUCUCAUGGGAAGAGGUAUGGUUUGGUCGGACCAAAUGGAAUGGGCAAGUCUACCCUUUUAAAGCUUCUUGCUUGGAGGAAGAUUCCAGUACCAAAAAACAUUGAUGUGCUAUUGGUUGAACAGGAGGUAAUUGGUGAUGAUAACACUGCACUUGAAGCAGUUGUUUCAGCUAAUGAAGAACUUGUCAAACUCCGGCAAGAGGUCGCAUCUCUUCAGAACUCUAUUUCUGCUACAGGGGGUGAGGAAAAUGAUGAUGGUUAUGAUGAUGAUAAUGUGGGAGAAAAGCUUGCUGAACUAUACGAGAAAUUGCAGAUAGUUGGGUCAGAUUCUGCUGAAGCACAGGCCUCAAAGAUUCUUGCUGGUCUGGGAUUCACAAAGGAUAUGCAAGGUCGGGCUACUCGGUCAUUUAGUGGUGGCUGGAGGAUGAGAAUUUCAUUAGCUAGGGCACUUUUUGUGCAGCCAACUCUUUUGUUGCUUGAUGAGCCCACAAACCAUCUCGACCUGAGGGCUGUUCUCUGGUUGGAAGAGUACCUGUGCAGGUGGAAGAAAACUUUGGUGGUUGUUUCACACGAUCGUGAUUUCCUCAACACAGUCUGCAAUGAGAUUAUUCAUCUUCAUGACCUGAAACUCCACUUUUACCGUGGAAAUUUUGAUGAUUUUGAAACUGGGUAUGAGCAGCGUCGCAAAGAGGCAAACAAGAAGUUUGAAACUUUUGACAAGCAGAUGAAAGCUGCCAAAAGGAGUGGGGACCGAGUUCAGCAGGAUAAGGUCAAGGAUCGAGCAAAAUUUGUGGCAGCUAAAGAAGCAUCGAAGAAGAAGGGCAAGGGCAAAGUGGAAGAGGAUGACACUCCCAUUGAGGCUCCUAAGAAGUGGAGGGAUUACAGUGUGGAGUUCCACUUUCCAGAACCUACUGAGCUUACACCUCCACUCUUGCAACUUAUUGAAGUUAGCUUCAGUUAUCCAAACCGUGAGGAUUUCAGGUUGUCAAAUGUUGACGUGGGUAUUGAUAUGGGGACUCGAGUUGCGAUUGUUGGGCCUAAUGGAGCUGGAAAAUCUACCCUGCUCAACCUUCUUGCAGGUGAUUUGGUUCCUUCAGAGGGUGAAGUGCGGAGGAGUCAGAAGUUGAGGAUUGGUAGGUACUCCCAGCAUUUUGUGGAUCUCUUGACAAUGGAUGAAACACCGGUUCAGUAUCUUCUUCGGCUCCAUCCCGACCAAGAAGGAUUUAGUAAGCAAGAAGCUGUCCGUGCAAAGCUUGGAAAGUUUGGACUCCCCAGCCACAAUCAUCUUACCCCCAUUGUGAAAUUAUCCGGAGGGCAAAAAGCUCGAGUUGUAUUCACAUCAAUAUCCAUGUCAAGGCCCCACAUUUUACUAUUGGAUGAACCCACCAAUCAUUUAGAUAUGCAGAGCAUUGAUGCACUUGCUGAUGCACUUGAUGAAUUCACUGGUGGAGUUGUUCUUGUCAGUCAUGACUCAAGGUUGAUAUCACGUGUGUGUGAUGAUGAAGAGAGAAGUGAAAUUUGGGUUGUUGAAGAUGGUACUGUGAAGAAAUUCGACGGGACUUUUGAGGAUUACAAGGAGGAGCUACAGAAAGAAAUUAAAGCUGAGGUUGAUGAGUGAGGUCAUACAAUUGUGAUUCAAUUCAUUGUUUUGGCCCAUUUACACAUGAAUAUUUUGCAGGCAUUUGCUUUCUUGGUUAUGGUUAAUAAACAUGUACGCAUCAUAGAGAUGCAAAUUUUUAUUAUAUAUGAUGAGUGUAUAAUUAUUCGGGUUGUGGAAAUAGUGAACUUAGAUGCAAUUGCUGUUAUAAAAAAAAUUUCUCAACUGGUUAAAAGCA
Messenger RNA from Ziziphus jujuba (common jujube), 2542 nucleotides. Its product is annotated as ABC transporter F family member 4. The coding region runs from base 169 to 2325 and encodes 718 amino acids. The transcript is spliced from 2 exons. The record is from RefSeq and is a predicted model, not a curated record. NCBI's taxonomy places the organism in Eukaryota, Viridiplantae, Streptophyta, Magnoliopsida, Rosales, Rhamnaceae. Gene Ontology annotation, molecular function: ATP hydrolysis activity; ATP binding.